Messenger RNA from Acanthochromis polyacanthus (spiny chromis), 1119 nucleotides. Its product is annotated as B-cell receptor CD22-like. The transcript has 6 exons. The record is from RefSeq and is a predicted model, not a curated record. NCBI's taxonomy places the organism in Eukaryota, Metazoa, Chordata, Actinopteri, Pomacentridae. Bases 1 to 1119 code for a protein of 372 amino acids.
AUGAGAACCAUCAAGGUGUCCGUGGUACAGGGUCAGGAUGACUGGGGAGUGACUUUCACUUCUACUCAGAUCUGUGCUGUAAAAGGAUCAACAGUGGAAAUGAGCUGCAAUUACAAACAAACAACCUACAUGGAUGGCUAUUAUCUCACAGUUCAGAAAACAUUCUGGUUCAUUAAAGACUCUGUGGAUCUGACAACAGAUGAAGCCGACGCAGAUCGAGUGGAGUACAGAUGUGAUGGGAAGAGAUGCACUCUGAGAAUCAGAGACCUGAGAGAGAGCGACUCAGCUGUUUACAGGAUCAGGUUCAUAACAAACCCACUUGGAGGACUUUAUAGUAGUCCAACUGGAGUCACUUUAUCUGUCACAGAUCUGCGUGUAAAUGUGCCAAACUCAUCUUCCAGCUGGAAAACACUGACAUGUCACAGUGACUGUCUUUUACCUGAUCAUUCUACCUAUGUCUGGUACAAAAAUGGACGUGAUACUGGGAUAGCAACACGUUCUCAUUCAGUAGACUUUCAGUACAGAGACAGCUUUUCUUGUGCUCUAAGAGGAUUUGAGGAUUUCCCUUCAGCUUCAGUCUAUGCUCCAAAGCUUCCCUCUGUGUCAGUGAGUCCAUCUGCUGAGAUAAUGGAGGGAAGUUCAGUGACUCUGACCUGCAGCAGUAAUGCUAACCCAGCAGCUAAUUACACCUGGUACAAGAGGAAUGGAAAUCCAGCCCUUCAAUCUCUCAGUAAUGAGUCACAGCUUAUCUUCAGCUCCAUCCAGUCCUCAGACUCUGGACUCUAUUGCUGUACAGUGGAGAAUGUGCUGGGCAAGAGGACAUCUGAAGACUUUGGUAUUGAUGUGAAAUAUGCUCCAAAGCUUCCCUCUGUGUCAGUGAGCCCAUCUGGUGAGAUAAUGGAGGGAAGUUCAGUGACUCUGACCUGCAGCAGUGAUGCUAACCCAGCAGCUAACUACACCUGGUACAAGGAGAAUGAAGACUCACCAAAAGCAUCAGGACAGAAUUUCAGCAUCAUUAAUGCCACAUCAAAGCACAGUGGGAAAUAUUACUGUGAAGUCAGAAACAGCAGGGGGCACCAUAACUCCUCCUUAGAUUUGAUCAUUGCGCCUGGUAGGUGA